CUGCAAUUCUCGCGGUACUCCAGCGGUCGGCGGCUCAGCAAUAAUGGCCGCAUUCGAAACGAUGCCUGGAACAGGGAACGCUGCGAGGAACAUACCGGGGCCCGAUAGCUGACCAAGAGUAAACUGCAGCAUUUGCUCCUUGCCUUCCCUAUCCGAUUACUGGACGGAUGGGCAGGGGCGGUUGGAGACCUAGCAACAUAAGAAACGAGAGAGAGAUUCGGGUUAAGCGGCUGGCAGACCGGAGAAGCCAGUCCACACAGCGAGGAAAGCGAGAGUGAGCAGCCCAGACGGGCAGAGCAGGGCAGGGGGGUGGGUAGAUACGGUCAGCGGUCACCGGGGGAGGGGGCUCGAAGACUCCGGUGGAAGACUCCGCAUCGCCGCUACUAUGAGUGGACCGGGUCAGGACAGCGAGCCAGAGGCGAAGGUGCUUCACAUCAAGCGGCUUUACAGGGCUGUGGUGGAAUCCGUUCAUAAGCUGGAUGUUAUCAUCGGCAACAAGUCCUCUUACAGGGAGGUUUUCAAGCCAGAGAAUAUCAGCCUGCGGAACAAGCUGCGGGAGCUCUGCGUGAAGCUGAUGUUCCUCCACCCAGUGGACUAUGGACGCAAGGCUGAAGAACUGCUGUGGAGAAAGGUCUACUACGAGGUCAUCCAGGUCAUUAAAACUAACAAGAAGCACAUUCACAGCCGCAGUGCACUGGAGUGUGCCUACAGGACACACCUGAUUGCUGGGGUGGGCUUCUACCAGCACCUGCUGCUCUACAUCCAGUCCCACUAUCAGCUGGAGCUGCAGGAUUGCAUCGACUGGACACACGUCACUGACCCUCUCAUAGGACGGAAGAAGCCAGUGUCAGCCACUGCCAAGGAGAUGGAGUGGGCCCAGAUGGCCUGCCAUCGCUGCCUCGUGUACCUGGGAGACCUGGCUCGCUACCAGAACGAGCUGGCGGGGGUGGAGGCCGAACGGCUGGCAGAGCGCUUCUACCACCAGGCCCUGUCUGUGUCAGCGCACGUCGGAAUGCCGUUCAACCAACUCGGCACGCUGGCUGGGAGCAAGUUCUACAACGUGGAAGCAACCUACUACUACCUGCGCUGCAUACAGUCGGACGCACCUUUCGAGGGGGCCUACGGGAACCUGAAGCGUCUGUUUGACAAGGCGGCCAAGAUGUACCACCAGGUGAAGAAGCAGGAGCUGAAGAGGCUCUCGCCCACGCGACAGAGAUCUAAGGACAUCAAGCGAUUGUUGGUGAACUUCUUGUACCUGCAGAGCCUGCUGCAGCCCAAGAACAGCCUCCAGGAGACGGAGCUCACGUCGCUGUGCCAGUCAGUGCUGGAGGACUUCAACCUGGUGCUCUUCUACCUUCCCGCUGCCUCCCAAAGCAGCCCGUCCGCCGGUGAGGAAGAGGAGGAGCACGAAGGCGCCUGCUCCUUCCUUCCCGAUGCUCUGGUCUUCAAGAUGGCAGUCACCUGCCUCAUGGUGGUGCACAGCCUUAAAAGGGGAGGUUCGAAGCAGUACAGCACGUCCAUCGCCUUCACGCUGGCGCUGUUCUCUCACCUGGUGAACCACGUCAACAUCCGUCUGCAGGCUGAGCUGGAGGAAGGAGAAGCAGAAGUGCCUCCUCUCCAUGCAGAUAACGCAGAUGAUCCAGAGAGUAGAGAGAAGGCUGGCCCUGGGGACUCCGAGGAAGGGGCCCUGCAGAACGGCACCGAGGGAGAGGAUGAGGAAGAGGAGGAGAAGCAACAAGGGGAGACCGAGGAACGUGCGCUGGGCGGACCAAAGAAAGCCGGCGAGGAAAGGGCGGAGGAGGACAAGCAGAAGCCGAAGAAGAAGUACUCGCGGCUGUCGAUGCUGAGGCGGCGGCGCUGCACGCGCAAACAGGACGAGAGCGACCUGAGCGAGGGUUUCGAGAGCGACGAGGAGGACGACGACGAGCAGGUGGCCCAGCCGGAGGGCCUGGGUGCCGCCGGACGCACUGCCAGCGCCUCCUCGCUGGGGAAGGAGGGCAAGCGGGACCGGCUGGUGGAGGAGGGCAGCUACGAGAGCGCCUCCGAGGAAGAGGGUGGAACGGCGUUCGAUGUGGAGACGGACUCGGACAUGAACAGCCAGGAGUCUCGCUCUGACCUGGAGGACAUGGAGGAUUCGGGCAGCCCUCCCCGUGAGCCGUCGCGACCACAGCCCCCGCCCAGGGAGGAGGGUUCCACCCCGCCGGCUGUCAACGGACCCCUGCUUCCCAACGACCCCAGUAUCACCAGUAACUUGCAGGCCAUGUCCUCCCAGCUCUUUCAGGCGAAGCGCUGCUUCCGCUUGGCUCCCACCUUCAGCAACAUGCUGCUGCAUCCCAACGCUGCAGCCCACCCGCCUCCUGAGUCAUCUCCCUCUCAGGACCCAACCGUGCCACAAGGGGGCGCCCUCCACUCUGCCAGCCCAAGCACGGCCAACGGAACGAACGACAAUGAAGGUGACUCUGACUCUGAGGGCAGCGUGCACAGCAACCCGUCGUGUCGCAGCGAGAAGACCCUGUCGGAGAAACUGGAGAUCCUGACCAACCAGGGCCUUAUUCAGGUCGUCAAGGUUUUUGUGGAUUGGCUGAGAACAAAUACUGACAUCAUCGUCAUGUGUGCACAGAGUUCCCAGAGCUUGUGGAACAGGCUCUCUGUACUUCUUAACUUACUUCCCGACGGGAGCAAGAUGCUGGAGGCAGAGCUGGGUUUGGAUGCAGAGGUGACGGCCCUGCUGAGCGAAUGUGAGCAUCCCAGCCUGACGCAGACCCUGCUGCUGCCCGAGGACCUGGCCCUGCGCAGCCUGCCUGCCCUCAGCGCAUCCCACCGACACCUGGACUUCACUUGCCAGAGACCGUCCCUGGGCUCACUGGAGGAGUGUGUGGUGAGACUCUGCUGCAUCCGCAGUUUUGGCCACUUCCUCACUAAUCUCCAGGGCAACGUGCUGCAGUACAACCCAGAGGCGGGCAUCUUCACUAGCAUCAGCCAAUCGGAGCAAGAGAACCUAGUGCAGCAGGCCAAGGCCCAGUUCCGUAUGGCAGAACAGGAGGCUCGUCGCAACCGGCUGAUGAGAGACAUGGCUCAGCUUCGGCUGCAGCUGGAGGUCUCUCAGCUGGAGGGAAGCCUGAAGCAGCCCAGGGCCCAGUCCUCCAUGUCCCCGUACCUGGUGCCCGACACGGCCGUGCUCUGCCAGCACCUGGGCCUGCUGAGGCAGCUGGCCGGCAGCGGCUGCUUCAUCGUCAUCAUCCCGCGCACAGUAAUUGACGGUCUCGAUAUCCUGAAGAAGGAGAACUCGGGUGCGAGAGACGGAAUCCGCUUCCUGGAGUCGGAAUUCCGCAGGGGCAACAGGUAUAUCCGUUGCCAAAAAGAGUCGGGGAGAUGCUUCGAGAGAGACAAGCUAAAAAGGCAGGACAUUGAAGCCUGGCACUUGUACAAGAUGGUGGACAGCUGCCGCCAGCUGACCAUUUCCCAGAGCAACGGGGACGAAGACGCGGCGGGCAUGGUGACGAUCCUCACAGGGGACGCGGUGGAGGACCUACCGGCUCGUUCCGCAAGUAUGAAGUCUGCUGUCCAGGCCGUGGCAGCGGCAGGCAUAGAGCUGAAGAACAUCCAGGAGUUCUACCGACAGUGGAAGGAGAUUGGCUGAAAGCUCGAGGGGGCAAAGGUCGGCAAGGCGGUCAGCUGAUCACUCACUCACUCACUCCCUCUCUCUCCCACUCUUUUGCUCUGUCUGUAUCUGCGUCUUUGGGGAAACAUAACAAACGAAAGAGAGUGGAGAAAGUGUUGGUAGAGGAACAGAAGGCACGUGAAAUGGGUUUGGGUCGAAUAAAGAUCAGCAGAUCCUUCCCCCCUCACCCAACCCCCCCCAACCAAAGGAAGUGACUUCAAUCGUUGGGGAGAUGAAGACAGUUGGGGGGGGAAAGACAUCAGAAAUGGUGCCUCCAGUACACGUUGUAACCAGGUAUAUACUGUAUAUGAAUGAAUGAAAGUAUAUACAUGGCGAGAGGGAAAUGUGCGCACACACACACACACACACACACACCGACGUAUACAUAUACAUAGAAAAUUGCUUUUGUUUUUUUUAUUUCAUUUGUCUUUCUCCUUAAGGUCUUGUUGGGAUGUGGAGGAGGCCUUGGUUGAAUUUGCAUGGCUAUUGCCUGGGCUGUAAUGGUACCCUGACAAUACAACAAUCACCUUUUGGUACCCUGGUUUAUUGUUAAAAGAAAGUAAACACACGUCCUUCAUCUGCUCAGGGUUCAUUCAACCCAAAAAAACAGUAGCCUAGGGGAUGAAACAAAGGGUUCGGUUUGGUGGAUGUACACUUCUUUGGGACUCUUAUGUGUUUUUUUUUCCCUCAUUUUGCUGUGUUCCUAUGUGGACAGUGACUAAUGUUUGUGCUCUCUGUGUGAUGAGCACCUGUAAAAUGACUGGGUUUGCGUGCCGGCUCCUUUUUAAUUAUUUUAUUAUUUUUUUUGUAUGUCGUAUGUUUGCUUUGCCAAGAUCUGUUAAUGCGGACUGCAGUCCCGAGGUCCCGCCCUCAUCCCUGAGUAAUGGGUGAUGCCCCCCAAUGUUGAAACUGGUCCAGUCUUGCUCUUGAUACAGAACCGAUGGGGCAAAGCACCCCGGUCCUGUGAAUGUCUGCAGGGGUGGGCCAAGGGGAAGGCGGAAGGUGGGCCUCUUUAGAGCCACUGUCCCAACAGGUGUGUUAAUAUGUUGGAAAUUUUAAUGCCCAACCGUGACUCAGCGAACCCCCCCCCCCCCCCCCCCCCAAAUCAUUUGUCACCAUAGUUUCUGUCCCAUAAUGCACUGUGCAGAGGAAUCAAAUAAGUGUGUGGCCAUGCAUUAAAAAAAAUAAACGUUUCAUUGAA
Brienomyrus brachyistius is the source of this 4862-nucleotide messenger RNA. It is a transcript of the gene smg5, whose product is annotated as SMG5 nonsense mediated mRNA decay factor. Gene Ontology annotation, biological process: nuclear-transcribed mRNA catabolic process, nonsense-mediated decay. The record is from RefSeq and is a predicted model, not a curated record. Lineage: Eukaryota; Metazoa; Chordata; Actinopteri; Osteoglossiformes; Mormyridae. The transcript is spliced from 22 exons. Gene Ontology annotation, cellular component: telomerase holoenzyme complex. Gene Ontology annotation, molecular function: protein binding; telomerase RNA binding; telomeric repeat DNA binding. Bases 386 to 3640 code for a protein of 1084 amino acids.